This is a messenger RNA of Cygnus atratus (black swan), 8211 nucleotides long. RefSeq names its product ethanolamine kinase 1 (gene ETNK1). The transcript is spliced from 9 exons. The record is from RefSeq and is a predicted model, not a curated record. NCBI's taxonomy places the organism in Eukaryota, Metazoa, Chordata, Aves, Anseriformes, Anatidae. Gene Ontology annotation, cellular component: cytoplasm. The coding region runs from base 65 to 1444 and encodes 459 amino acids. Gene Ontology annotation, molecular function: ethanolamine kinase activity. Gene Ontology annotation, biological process: phosphatidylethanolamine biosynthetic process.
GAAGAUAUUUAAAGCAGGGCGGACGAACAGCGCGAUACUUCCUCAGCACCCGGAGGGAAUACAAAUGGUACCGGCUGAAACCGCAGAAAGUGGAGCAAGGCAAGUAUACACCCCGCAGGAAGGAAGAAUAAUGAUUAAGAAAUUAAAAAAAAAAAGGCGUUACUUAGGCCGGCACAGAAACGAAAGGCAACACACUGACGGCGGCAAACGAGCCGUGCCCGCCUCCGCCCUGCCGGGGCUGCCCGGGCGGGGGGCGCUGAAGCAGCAGUUGCCGGGUCCAGCGCGGAGGAGACGACAGCGAGAGCCGUCCGUCCUUGUCACGUCCGCCUUCCCUUCGUCCCUGCCCGCCGCUAUGUCCAACUACAUCCACGUCCCGCCCGGCUCCCCCGAGGUGCCCAAGCUGGACAUCACAGUCAGCGAGCGGGAGGGGCCCGGCUGCCGUCAGGGCGCCCUGCAGCUCCUGCGUCGCUUGCGGCCCCACUGGAGACCCGAGGAGGUGACGCUGCAGCUGUUCACUGAUGGAAUCACCAAUAAACUAAUUGGCUGCUACGUGGGUGACACAACAGAUGAUGUGGUUCUAGUUAGAAUCUAUGGAAAUAAGACUGAGCUCUUAGUUGAUCGAGAUGAGGAAGUGAAGAGUUUCCGUGUGUUGCAGGCCCAUGGCUGUGCACCUCAGCUAUACUGUACUUUCAAUAAUGGCCUGUGCUAUGAGUUCAUGCAGGGAGAAGCACUGGAUCCAGAGCAUGUGUGCAAUCCUGAUAUUUUCAGACUUAUUGCCAAACAGCUUGCUAAAAUCCAUACUAUCCAUGCGCACAACGGUUGGAUCCCUAAAUCAAACCUCUGGUUGAAGAUGGGAAAAUACUUCUCUCUUAUACCCACAGAAUUUGCGGAUGAAGAAGUAAAUAAAAGGUUUUUAAGUGAAAUUCCAAGUCCUCAAGUUCUUCAGGAAGAGAUGGCCUGGAUGAAGGAAAGACUGUCAAAUUUAGGAUCACCAGUGGUACUCUGUCACAAUGACCUGUUGUGUAAGAAUAUUAUUUACAACAAGAAACGAGGUGAUGUGCAGUUCAUAGACUAUGAGUACUCUGGAUACAACUACCUGGCUUAUGAUAUUGGCAAUCACUUCAAUGAAUUUGCAGGAGUAAACGAAGUAGACUACAGCCUUUAUCCCAACAGAGAAUUACAGGAACAAUGGCUGAGAUCUUACCUUGAGGCCUACAAAGGAUAUAAGGGAUUUGGCACAGAAGUUAGUGAGAAGGAAGUUGAAGUUCUAUAUGUUCAAGUCAAUCAGUUUGCACUGGCUUCCCACUUCUUUUGGGGAUUGUGGGCUCUAAUUCAAGCCAAGUAUUCCACCAUUGACUUUGAUUUUUUAGGGUAUGCAAUUGUUCGUUUUAACCAGUAUUUCAAAAUGAAGCUGGAAGUCACGGCAUUAACUCUUCCUGAGUAAAGAAGAGGAAUGAAGUUACCAAGUGGAUAGACAACCCCUGAAUCUUUUCUGAGAAUGGAUACUGGAAAAAAAAAGCUAAACAUUUGUUGAAGUUCUGUAAUGCUCACUUGGUGGUUCUUGCUUUAUAAAUAAUGCCUCUAAACAGUCCUUCAAUGUUAAAUUUAAUAUGAAGAACAUACGUACUGCUGUUGAUAUAAAAAUGGAUUAGAAACUUGCUAAAUCUAUAAAAAGUUGUAGAAAUGGCAGUUUAAUCCUUUUUCGUAAUUUAACAUGUUGUAUGUGAAUUAUUUAUUAUAAGUUUAACAUGAUUCCAUUGCUGCUUUCAUCAGUUUUUGUAAAAGUUGGGUGCAGACAGUGAAGUUGUUCCAAAGGAUUUGUUUAACAGCUUAUUUUAUUGAGUUGCAUUAACUUAUAUUAGAAAUCUACACAGUUGAGGAUAUUAACCUUUUAGAUCUAUACAGGCACAAUGUGACUGAGAUACUGGUCACUAGUAUGUAGUAACUAGGGGAAAAGGUUAGGAUGAUUGUUUUUUUAAAAAAAAAAAAGUUAGCUUUCCAUCUUAUGGUACUUACCUUUUGUAUAAGAAUCAACCUGCUUGCUGAAAUGAUAAAAAAAAAAAAGCUUUCCUUUCUGUGUGUUAAGCUGUAGAAAUGUGAAAGUUCUGUGGCCAUCAGAUUAUUUGAGAUUCUGUACCAUCAGUGUUAGAUGGGAAUGUACCAUCUCUAACUUCUGUAGGAAAGCUGCUUGUUAAGUGUAUUUUUUUAAACAGAAGACCACUAUUCCAAAAUCUGUAUUCCUUUUUGAAACUUGAUUCAAAAUUUGAACACUAUUCUGGUCUCUGAUGUGCUUCAGCAGUGUCUAAUGGAAUGGACUAUUGAACUGAAGAUCAGUGAACAGAGAUCCUGUUGCACUGGGGAGCAAGACAUUAGGUUUACAGUUUGUGUAUUGUUGAUGUCUUUUCCUUCUGCUCUGUCACCUUCUAACCUUGGAUUCUAGUCUUACAUGCUUGGUCCUGUAGUUGAAAAUUCUGUAUGUCUGUUUUUCUUCUGUGGCAGCAAAUUAUUUUUCAAAGUCUCCAGUUUGAAGGAUAACAUGAAAAAGUAUGACUUGAACAAUGGGGCUUUGAUCAUCACACACAUCUCCUUAUAGCUAUUAUACCAAGAAUGGUCUGGAUCACAAAAUGUGAAUAGAAAAAAUGUUUACUGAAGAAAACCAUGUGUAAAUUUGAGUGGAAAAGAGGCUUUAAAUCUGAGGCGGGGAGGGGGAAGAAACCCACAACAAAAAUAAAACCCAACAAGGCGGUUUGGAGUUGGGCAGGCAUAUACUCAACUCUGGAAAUACUUUGCACUUUGGUUGCUUAAGUGCCCACAUGUACAAAGUCUGUGUGUGUGCAUAUACACAUGCAAACACAGACUUACCUGAAGAGUAAAUAUUAUGGGGGGGUCUUUUGUAGAGACUCUGGCAAAGAUAUUUAUUCAAAAUUGCUUUAUGACAUACUGUUGUGUGUAUGUGCAUACACAUUUAAAUAACAUACACAUACACAGUGCUUUACAAAAUUUUUGAUUCAGGACAAAGUUAAUGUGAAUGAAAAAUUUUCACCUUGAAAGACCAUCUUGAAUGGCAUUCUGUUAUUUUACAAAAGCAAGGUUUGGGUUUUUUUCCUCUUAACUUGUUUUUAUUCAUCUCUGAAUGUUUCCAUUUUUUUUAUUUCCUUCAGUCAAAACCUUAAACUGUAAUACAAAUGGGAUAACUGGGAUUUUUUUUGUAACUUGAAGUUGGGUAAACCUUUCUGUUAGCAUUUUUUAGCUGGAGGCUACUAUACUGGACAAACUUUCUUGGUAGUGAAAUAGAAACAUAUAGCUAAAAUUCAUGUAUUUUCAUUUAUAGCAGAUACUGAGGAUGUUGCUAGAGCUCAUAAAAGCACUGAAGACUCUCUUGUGUUCCGUACUUCCUCCCUCUAGGCAUGAUUGACAUACUUCAAAUAAUACCCUGCUGUCUUGGUGUGUAGUCCCUUUAAGUUCAGCAAGAUGCCUUUGGAAGUAAGGUUGAUCAAGAUUUUAGGACUUGAUUACUAUUCUUCAGAUGCUGGCUUUAUUUCUGGUGGUGUUGCUUUGUGUUUGUAAAGUACGUGAAGGAGGCUGUGACGUUCACUAGGUCUUGGGAAAUCCACCACUUGACAGAUCCUGUCUAACUUUCCCAACAGCUGGCAAUCCACAUUCCCUUUUCAAGUACCAGCUCUGUUUAAGCUUGGAGUUAAUGUAUCUCUUUUUCAGUAGUAUUUUGUUUAUAUAGCUCAAGUAGCAAUAACUGUAGGAGUGGAAACUUGCUUCUGCAGAACCAAAGCUCUUCAUGAGUGCAGCUCAAUCUCAUUCUUGUGGAGCUGUCAAGUUCCACUGAAUCCCAUGAAAGCACUUUCAAGCAGAUAGUAAAUACUGCAUGCUUUUUCUGAGCCACUUUGAAGAAGCACAAGGAUUAUCACAGGUUAGUGGUCAACUUUGCAGUACUGAUAGAGGCUUUCAUUUUGCAUGUUGAAGUUCAUUUUACACACUUAAAUACUGCUUUGCAUCAGCUUUCUCUCAAGACAAGUACAGAUUAAAACAAUUCCUGAUAAAAAUUCCUGAUAAAAGUUCUGAGAAAAUACUGUAAACUAUUUCUGAAAAUGAAAUGCCAGUUGCCUUGAUUCUUGUUCCACAUCAGAUUUAGCCAGUAGCACUCAGAUAUUCUCACUUGCAAAGGAAUAUUUACAGACACGUUAAGUUUGAAGCAGUAGUUUGCAAAAGUACUGCAAAUUAUAAGGUAGCUUGAAACUGUGAAUACAGGACAUUCUGAAUGUAAGUUAGGUACUAAAGCACCAAACUAGAGAACGCGUACUUGUUUCAAUUAGUUUUUCUAGUUUUUCUCAGUCUCUUAAUAGCAACUUAAAAAUGUUUAAAGGAGGACAAAAAAAAAGAUAAGAAGACUGAGCUCUAGAAACAUCCUGUAGUCGUUUUGACUGUGACUUGCCAAGAAGAUACUCUGCCUUUAUGUUAAGCUAAGGGCAUGAAUGCCAAAAUCAAUAAUUCUUAUUGUAGUUAGACCUAUAUUGUAAAUAUCAAGAGGGUUAUUAGUAAUGGCAUUCUUGCAUAAAUAGCAUCAAGUUAAUAGACCAUAGUGGCCUGGUUGCUUUUGUAAAGCAGAAUAGUGUGAAUUUUUUUCUUCUCAUUUCUGCAGUCAGAUCUGGCUAAUCAGUACUUAAUUUCUUAGGUCAUUAAAGAUUUAUGAAUAACUAAUCUGUUCUCAUAUAAUUUUAAAUUCCUUCAUUUACACUUGAUUUGCAUUUAAAAAGGAAUUACCAAAUUUGUAUUAACCAGGUCUGACUGUAUAUGUAUAUACAACAGUGUAAAUAACCAUUUGUAAAUUAGUGUGAAUUGUACUGUACCUCGCUUUUAUGGACUUGUGAAUUGCAUUGUAUUCUCUCUUAUUUUGUAGAAAUUUUGAUGUAAAGAAGAAAUCUAACUCCGUGUGCUGACUUCUUCUGUUAAAAUGACCUGUAACAGAGCAUAAUACUUUUUUGUUUGUGUAUAGCCUUGGCACCCAGUGUCUUUUUUUUCCCUGUUAGCUUUUUAACAUCUUGCUCUUGGGAAUGAUUCUGGGAAUAAAUUAAUUGAUACAGUGCUAAGAUAAAAAGGAAGUCUAAUAGGGCAAACAGUAUCAGAGGUACAUGUUAAGUACCUAUGGUAUACAGAAGGCUGUUAAAAUGUUUACUUAAAAUUCCAAAAAUUUCUUAUACAUUCUUGAAUGCUGGUGACUUCUAAACAUAAGCAUGUUGAAUUGAAGUACUCCUAAGUGUGCGCUCCUGUGGUGUCAGCGACUGAGUUAGUUGUGAUAGAAGUCUCCUAACUUAAAUGUUUUUGGUGGAUAUAGACUUAUAGGAUUAGUUGCUAUCUUGUAAAUGCUUAUAAGAACCCCCCAGAUCACUCAAAUAGUUCUGCCAGUCAUUUUUCUCCAUGCUAGAACUAUUGGUAGUCCCUUUAAACUAUUUGAAACUUACCUGAGGAGGUAUUAUUCCUGUGUGCACUGCGUUCCCUCCACAACCCCCAAACCCUAGUUCGUUGGGGGAAAUGUGAAUAUAAAAGCUUCCUUUCCAUACUUAAUGAUUGAUAUUUACUUUUUGACUACAAUUGUUCUACUUUAUCAGUAUAUGAGUUCUCAUCAGAAUUAUUUUGUGUGAAGUCCCUUGCUGAAGAGGCCUUUGAUCUUGAAGUGAUGCAUAGACAGUUGUCCUCAAAUACCCAACUGUAUUUUGUUACUGUUGCCUUUCACUGUCAGUUUUGAACUACAUAGUGUCCUUCAAGCUGUUAGUCUGUUCUUGUCACUGCUGUAUUUAGUAAUUCUGCUGGAAAAUGUCAGUGUGCAAAUCUCAUUGUCCAUCUGACAAAUCAAUUUUGAUAUGGUUUGUACAUUGUCAGCUCUACCUGCACCAGAUGUAAGGUACACAUGCUUAUCAGUGUUAACACUUACUGUUACUGGGGUCCUUGGAAUUGAGUUUGUCAUGGAAGUGUUAGUCAAGAGGUAGGAUGGGCUCAGUAAGUUUAAGUAAAAAGAAAGUUCACGUGGAAAUUAGAGCUUCAGCUUUUGAUGUGGUAAAAUAUUCAGUAUGUUUAUUGCGUGGUUUAAGGACAAGAACAAACCAGGAAAGUUUGUUUCACAGUUCAGAUUUCUUUUAAAACAUUUGCUAGCUAGCAAAAGUUUAUGCUCUUUGUUUGAAAUUCCUGCCAAAAGGAGUCUUAAAAUAAGGUGAUUGCUUUUCUAAUUAAAGAAAACUUUUCUAUAACCAACUGGAAUAUAAUCUCUGGCUCGGGGUAGUUUUCCCUGUAGUUUAUAGUGGAGGCUGGCCACAUCCUAUCUGUUUAUUUUAGGUAGCUGUCUAUUCUUGACAUGUUUUAAUGUUCUUGUUCUUAAAUGCCUUUUGAGGUGUGCUAGAUGAUUACUCAACUACUGGAAUUAGCUACUGGCUCUUAUCUCUUCCACACCUGCCAGGUUGUAACUAUUGUAGCAGAACAGGAAGCUUUUGAUUAAAUCUACAGGCAAUGUCAGGCUGGUGCUGAGAAGUGUUGCAGUUGACUCCCACCUUUUUUAUUACUGUAGGCUGCAUGCUGAUUGUUUUCAUUAGAUAUAAAAGAUAAAAAGCCAUGACCUUUGGUCUUGUGCAAAGCAGGACUUUUGUUAUCCAGCCACAUAAGUUAAAGGAACUCUUGGCAGUAAGAAACCAUGCAAACCUAGAUAGGCAUGUCAGAAGAAACUAACUUUUUUGUGGCCUUUAGAUCCCUGGACUGGAAAGGAAAACGUGCAAAUUGUAUGUGCCAUUUGCAUGGAAGUGCUAUAAGUGAUGUGGUGAGACAUUGCAAAAAGCAUUGCUUAAUUUUUAUAGUGACUCUUCCAAGCGAUCUGUACAGUUUGUUGCCUUGACUAGAGACCAGUCAAUUUAGGGGAUGGAGAGGGAAGAGACAUUGUAAAAGAUAACCUGUAUGUUAAGAUCUGCGUACAGCUCGUUAAUUUACAACAUUCAAGUGUGUUUUGGGUUGGGCUUUUUCACUUGUUUAACAGUAUAUGUAGUUUUCUGUAUGAGAUUCUUUAAUAAUCAUUUAUCCUUUUUAAAUAGAUGAUAAAAACUGACUGGAAUAGGCUUGAAGUCUGACCUUAGAACAGGUGGCCAGACUUUACCGGGUUAACAAAUUUCUGAUACAAGAUCUUAUACAAGUUGUUUCUGUAGCAUCUGAAAAAUUGUUGAACUCCUGUCUCAGGUUCCCUAUUGUGUGGAAUUUUAGUUUGUGCAACUCCCCAAAAUGUUUGAUUUUUAUGCUCAUGGACCUAGGGAAAAUCUAGUGGGAAUUAAAAGCUGUGCAAACGGUUAGAAAGCACAUGUUACUGGAAAUCUAAUGAAGUUUAAAAAUAAAUUUUGAAAUACAUUCAGGUAUUGCACUAGUCUACUGUUGUUGAAUUAAAACUGCAUUUUUCUAAGUAUUUUUUCUAUAUAGCAUAGAUCUGUGCAAAACACAAGAUGAGAGACCAUGGAAGAGAGACAUUAAAAUGUAACAUAAAAUGCCAUAAAAUGCAGAGUAAAUUGGUAAAAAGAUUUCUUAACUGUUGGUGAAAGUAACUGUUAAUUUAUCAAGAAAAGGUAGGUGUCAAGUGUGACAGACUUUUUUCCUUUUUUUUGGUACAAAUGUUGUUCCUAACAUGUUGUAUCUCAGAUACAAUCUGCGGUAGUCAGUAAUGCUGCUUUGUACACAAGUGCUUUGAAUAGUCUCAGCACCGAGAAUGUAUCCAAUCUUUAAUAUGACUUAAAAGCUAGAUUCAUUAGUUCUGUCUCAAACCUCUUAAUCCAGCUAUCUAAAACUCUUUAAACACUUGCAGAAACAGGGCCAUAGCGUAUUAGGGAUAUAUUCCUUUGUGUCUUUUUUCACUGCAUAUUUUCCAGUGUUCUGUUAAACAUGAAUCCAUUUAUGUGCUGUGAAUAAAACAAGUUGAAUUUAAAAAGCAACCUUUUAUCAUCUUCCAGCACUGUCAUCCUCCCUGUAAGCCCCCAUGACCCUUCUUGUAUGUUGUGGAGUUUAGAUGCAUCAUUUAUCCAUUGGAGUGAACUGUAUUUCUUUUGAACUACAUGUUAUUGAAGCUAUAUUAUAAGGCCUUCUACCACUGAUCAAAUGAAGUAAUGUACCUUUCAAAGAGAUUUAUAUUGUGUAAAUAAUUUCAAACUGCAACAAUAAAGUUUGUUUCUAACUGCA